AUGUCUUCGACAUCUGAUAGCGACUCAGAUUGUAAAAAGAAUAUUCCACCUAGACUUGGCCCUUGUGAAGUAUGUGGUUCAAAAAUGGCAAUUUAUACAUGUCCAAAAUGCGAAGUAAAAACAUGCAGUGUUUCUUGUGUUAGAAUCCACAAAGAAGAAUUAGAUUGUAAUGGCGUAAGAGAUCGUACUAAAUUUAUAAGAAUGGAGGAUUUUACAGAUACUGAUUUACUUAGCGAUUACAGACUUUUAGAGGAGUGUGCACGAUUUGUUUAUUCUGUAAAAAGGAAUGAGAAAAAAAGAUUUACUAGAAUCGAUAAAGAAUUACCUACACAUCUAUACAAACUUAAGAUGGCAGCAAGGAAGCGAGGUACAGUUUUACAAUUUCUCACUCAACAUUUCUCAAGACAUUCAUUGAACACCACAAAGUAUCAUUUCAAAACAAAUGUUAUUUAUUGGAGAGUCGAGUGGAUAUUCCCAAAUGUAGAUUCAAAUCCAUUGAAAUUUGUGGAUGAAAGGUGCCCUGAACAAAAAAAAUUGUCACAUCUUUUAGAUAAAUAUUUGAAUCCAGAUGCUCCACCAUUCGAUGGCUCCAAGGAUCUUGUGUACUAUAAGUCUGUGGGAUUUAGUGGUGUGAAAGUUCUUUUGAAAGCUGAAAAACUAAGGAGUUCUAGCAAGAAAUUUUUUGAGCUUGAUACUACUGAAUCAUUAGCUGAAAAUUUGUCUGGGAAAUGUAUUUUAGAAUUUCCUAUUAUAUUUAUAGUGCUAAAAGAUCAUGCAUACAACUUUGAAAUUAUAACAAGAGACGAUGAUUUUGAAUAUAAAACAAAUGACAACAAGAAAGAUGAAAGUAAGACAGUAGAAAACUCGACCAAAAAUAAUGAGAACAAACCAACAGACAAUGUUGUCACAGGUAGUGAGAAAAGGCCACAUAUAGAUGAUAGCAAUCAGCAAAAACGACAUAAAACACUCACAGAAAUCAUAGCAGAAGAGAAAAAAAUGGAAAUAGAAAAGGAAAUUAAAGAAGAUAAAAAGAAGAGACCCAAGAAUCUUUUGUUUACAACUGGAUACUCUUCAGAAGAAAGUAUCAGUAGUGGGAGCGAAAAUGAGGAUGAAAAA
Messenger RNA from Brenthis ino (lesser marbled fritillary), 1116 nucleotides. The record is from the annotation of a GenBank genome assembly. Lineage: Eukaryota; Metazoa; Arthropoda; Insecta; Lepidoptera; Nymphalidae.